Molecule: messenger RNA, 2574 nt
Organism: Penicillium mononematosum
Lineage: Eukaryota; Fungi; Ascomycota; Eurotiomycetes; Eurotiales; Aspergillaceae
Product: putative AAA family ATPase
Exons: 6
Coding region: 1-2574 (857 amino acids)
Cellular component (GO): cytoplasm
Molecular function (GO): RNA binding; ATP binding; ATP hydrolysis activity
Source: RefSeq, a predicted model, not a curated record
AUGUCUGACAUUCGCAGUUUUACUGCUCGUCCAUUGUCAAAGCAGCAAGCACGGAAGGACCUCAAAGAUGCAUUUCGUGUCUAUCUAUCCUCCUCUUCGUUAGCUGCGCUAAGGCUCCAAACCGAGAGCAUCUGCACGCUAAGGCAAGCGGAUGGGCCGCCGCAGACUGCCAUAGCAUGGUAUGCGUCAGAGAACAUCCAGAGCACAGUCAUGCAAAUAUCAAGGACACUGCAGGAAUGCUAUGAUAUCAAGAUUGGAGAGAAAGUUUCUAUCACCAGGGCUGAAGGCCCCCUAGACAACGUCGACAUAGUGACAUUGGCGGACUGUUCAGAUCCCGAGAAAAUUGCCAAACAUGGCUCAAUUUCAGAAAGUGACAGAUCCCACUGGGAAUGGGCCCUGGAUGAAAAGCUACUCCGAUGCGGGAGUUUGACGACAGGCUUGACGUUUGACCUGGAGCUCAGGGGACAACCCAGGAGUUUUCGAGUGGUUAAUAUUCAUUCACAGAACCCUCACUCUAGUCAUACUCUUUUUCAGUUCACAGAGGCUUCCAAGGUUUCCCUUGGCCCAGUCAUCGAAAGAAAAGAAGAAAAAUCUUCAGGCAUAGAGGUGCAAUCUACUGGUCUUGGAGGCCUCUCCCGCCAGAUUGACGACAUCAAUGAAAGUUUGUCUGAUUUCAACAUUGAUCCACGGAAGCCGGCGAUGCCAUCAUUCUACGAGAACAGCCGAGGGAUUUUACUCUAUGGACCAAAGGGGACAGGCAAAACAAGUCUUCUAGAACAUAUCGAGAAGGCUGGCUGGAAGCAAACAUUCAAAGUCGGCAUGUCAACUUUGGGGAGAAGUACCCAUGAGGGCGAGGUUAAGCUGCGAAAUAUCUUCCAGGAGGCGGCUCGCUCUAACCCCAGUGUCAUCAUCAUCGAUCAGCUGGAUUUUAUUGCCCCCAAGCGAACCUCGAUUGAGUCUCAUUCCCUUGCAUCUGUCCUUUGUGAGAACCUAGAUGCUAUCCGAAACACAUCGAUCCUCGUGGUGGCCGCAACAAGACACCCCAAUCAAGUCGAUGACGCCCUCAGAACGCCCCAUCGACUCGGGACAGAAAUUGAGAUACAAGUCCCUACCGCUCAGGACCGAGCUGAAAUACUACGUGCCAUUCGGGGGCCAGUAUCUGCUGGUCUAACGGACGAGCUGGUAGACCUACUAGCAGAAAAGACACACGGAUACGUUGGAGCCGACCUUUUCGCCCUUCUGCAAUUGGUCUGUCGCAAAGCCCGACAACGACAACUCGUGGAACAAAACUCCACAGCCAUCUCGGCCAGCCCGACCGACCCAUAUAGCUGGCAUCAUGGAGGUUUCAGCGAGGAUGAACCGGCCAUCUCAUUGGAGAUACAAGAAACAGAUAUUCUGCUUUCACUGCAGGAAAUUCGUCCCACAGCCAUGCGGGAAGUAUUCUUGGAAACCCCAAAGGUGAGAUGGUCAGACAUCGGUGGACAGCAUGAUAUCAAAAAGCGCCUCCAACAAGCGGUUGAGCGACCCUUGAAGUCUGUGGUGAACCCAGAAGUCGACUUGGAUAAUCUGGCAUCUCUGACCGAGGGCUAUUCUGGUGCCGAGAUUGUGAGCAUCUGUGAAACUGCGGGAGAUGCAGCACUUGAUGAGGAGGAGGAAACACAGCAGGAGCAGGAUGUGCAGUGGAAACACUUUGAAUAUGCACUGGGACAAGUGCGGCGGCAAAUUACGGAUACUGUCAUCGAAGAGUAUGAGAGAUGGAGAGAGGGCCAGAAGACCGAGCACGGUCUCAAUCUUUACAUCGUUCGAAACCCCGAAGUGAAAGCCCGUCCCGAAGCCUUACCCGAAGUCCGUCACGCGGACGACGCGAUCGCUAUCGUUCAAAAACCCGAUCACGAUCCCCGUCUCGUGGUCGAACCCGGUCUCGCAGUCGCAGUCGAGGUGGUCGCCGUUACAAUAGCCGAAGCGAAAGCCGCUCACUUACUCCCAAUCCUAGCCCUCCAAGAAGUGCUAAGAGCUGACUUCUCUUCUACUCAACAGAUCGUGGUAGAAAAAUUGACAAAAAAUGUCACAGAGAAUCACAUCCGAGAGAUCUUCGGGGGCUUUGGGGAGAUAGAGUAUCUCGAUCUUCCAAUCAACGAAGCUUUCAUGACAAAUAGGGGAACUGCGUAUAUCCUUUACUACGACCCCGCUGAUGCGGAGGCAGCCAUUGCCCACAUGCACGAGGCUCAGCUUGACGGGGCCAUUUUGAAUGUCUCAAUCGUUCUCCCUCGCCGUAAAUUCUCACGCUCCCCACCCCCUGCAUCAAUUCGAGGGAAGGGCGGCCGCCCCAGACUGCAUCGAGAUCACGAUCUCCAGUUCGUUCCCGAUCAUACUCUUCUCGAUCUCGCUCACCGCCACCCCGCAGAGGUAGUCCUCGCGCAGACUCGCGGCAUCGACGACGCCGGAGCCCAAGCUACAGCAGUUAUGGUUACAGCAGCCGAAGUCGCAGUCCAGACCGGAACCGAGGCCACAAUCGAUAAUGAACGCCGAGGGUUUUCCAGUCCCGUUUCUUGCUGCGUACUGGUUCAACCCUAA